Branchiostoma belcheri (Belcher's lancelet) is the source of this 615-nucleotide messenger RNA. Its product is annotated as plasminogen-like. The record is from RefSeq and is a predicted model, not a curated record. Lineage: Eukaryota; Metazoa; Chordata; Leptocardii; Amphioxiformes; Branchiostomatidae. The transcript has 5 exons. Gene Ontology annotation, molecular function: signaling receptor binding; endopeptidase activity. The coding region runs from base 23 to 610 and encodes 195 amino acids.
UGUGACAACGUCGACGGUAACCAUGGGAUGUACCGUGCUUCUGUUGUCUGUUCUCCUGGCCUCUUGUUUCUCUGCACCUGCACCCCCCAAGGUGCAGAAGGACUCGUUGCUUAAGGAACGAACGUUGUUGAAAGUGUGUCCAGCCGACGUGGUGCAGCUGGAAAAGUACAACAAGCUUCAGGAGAGCGAAGCCAUGUGCCGCGGGGACGUCACACUCAUCAAGGAGGGCUUACACAAGUGCAAGGAUAAAUUAACGGCAAGCUUGGAAAAAACAGCUGAGUAUUCUCUUCAAUUAAAAACGCUGACACCUCAAGAAGAGAAGCUGGAGCAUUGCUUCGUGCCGGAAAUGGACUGCUUCACCGGGUACGGGCAUUAUUACCGCGGGACGGCGCGCGUUACCGAGAACGGAAAUCCGUGUCAGUCGUGGGAGGCGCAGUCACCACACAGGCACACCAGGACCCCCCAGAACUACCCGCAUGACGACCUCGCCGGGAAUAACUACUGUCGGAACCCGGACUGGGGAAACCGGCCCUGGUGUUAUGUGGACGGACCGACCCCACGGUGGGAGUACUGUGCCGUGCCGAGGUGCCCAGGGACUACUGCAGGAUAGGAGGC